Molecule: messenger RNA, 1969 nt
Organism: Oncorhynchus keta (chum salmon)
Lineage: Eukaryota; Metazoa; Chordata; Actinopteri; Salmoniformes; Salmonidae
Product: AT-rich interactive domain-containing protein 3A-like
Exons: 3
Coding region: 746-1654 (302 amino acids)
Biological process (GO): regulation of transcription by RNA polymerase II
Cellular component (GO): nucleus
Molecular function (GO): DNA binding
Source: RefSeq, a predicted model, not a curated record
AACAACAACAAGAGUACGUAGGCUACGUAGUAGGCCCAGAGGCUGUGUGAAACGACUAGGUCUGUGUAUAUAGGACUGGGUCCAGGCUUAAUAGCCUAAUGAAUAACAACAUGUAUUUAUAGAUUACAGAACGUGUAACCUAUUAACAGACCCCUUUUGGAUGGUUUCCAACACUUGGCGACGUGGGAUCCGUCGGUUCUCUGCGGUUGUUAAAGUGUAUUUCCUUGGUCGUCAGUAGACCCUGCCCUCCGUAUGUCACUGUAUUGAUGUGUUGUUAGCAAAUGGGAGCAGAAGGGCCGAUCCUUCGCCUGGAGAGGUUAUUCUCACUACAGGGUUGAUCCGCCUGGAGAGGUCAUUCUCACUACAGGGUUGAUCCGCAUGGAGAGGUCAUUCUCACUACAGGGUUGAUCCGCCUGGAGAGGUUAUUCUGACUACAGGGUUGAUCCUUCGCCUGGAGAGGUCAUUCUCACUACAGGGUUGAUCCGCCUGGAGAGGUUAUUCCGACUACAGGGUUGAUCCUUCGCCUGGAGAGGUCAUUCUGAUUACAGUUGCCACUUCUUGCCAAAAUCUUCAGGGUUUAAAGACUCGAUCACUGCGACUCCAUUCAUACACAUUAUUGUGUUUUCUCCAAUCGAGACACGGAUCCCGAUGUUCAAUCAGGAUUCAGGAAUACUUCCACAUCUAACAUUGAAAGGAGAUACUUUGUGAAGUGUUUGAUAUUUCGGUCUGAUCUGACUACCGAAGCAUGGUUGAUGACACCAGUUUAGCAACUAAAUCUGCUUUGCAAGCAGUUUUCUCCUCGACCUGCAACCUCCCCCUGCUCGUCUCCUCUGCCUCGACACACAGCCACUUCCCCGGUUCACACUCACAGUCCGACCAGCCCAACGGCGGAGGCAUGAAGCUAGAGGCGGUCAUGGAAAACCUCCAAAGACAGCAGGCUGCCCGCCUGGCGCUCGAAGAGAAGCUCCGUCAUGCGGAGAAAGAGAAAGACCUCCGCUCCAUGGUCGAGUCCCAGAUCCAUCAACAAACCCUCGCCUUCCGCCACUACCAGGCAGCGGUCCGUGGCGCUUUCGCUGCGGGAAUAGCGAACUCUUCUCUCGGGUUGGCGAGCUCCGCUGAACGGGAACUGGCUCUCCCUCACAGUCUUGACGCUCGCAGGCACUCGGCCAAAGCCGACUCCGAUAUGGACGAUGAUCCAGAGGGCAUGGACCGAGGUAUAAAUGAUGACAACAAGGAUAUGGAUGGAGAUGGCCUGGACAACGAGGGAAUCGUGGACGAUGAGGAGGACAUAGAGGGGGCUCUCAGCCACUACCAGCCCCGCCACCCCAUGCACCCCGGGGCGGGAGACUCGCCAAAGGACACACUUGUACAUCUCAUAUCCAGAGCCCCUCCGUCGUUCGCUGCGCCCCGGCAGUCAGAGACCCCGAGCGGGAUGGCACCACAGUCUCAGCAACACGAAUGGACUUACGACGAGCAAUUCAAACAGGAUUAUUUUCCUUCUAUAGUAAACUGGCUCAAAUUAAGAUCAUACAUCAGUAGCGUCUCAAGAGGAUGUUCAACAGGUUGUUUGCACUCCAGAAAGUACUUAAGUUUAGGCAUCUAUUCUGUAUGUGAAAUAGACUCGUGCGUCCUAUUGGGAGGGAUCGUACUGUGAGCAUUUUACACCAAACGUUGAAGCAUUAAUUACUUUUAGAUAGAACACAGGAAGAGUUUCAUUCCAAAACGCGAUAUAUCCAUUUUCAGAAAUGCUGGUAAAUUAGAUUUUUAUUGAAAGAGAUUGGUGUGUUUUUUUCACCAUAUAAUCAUGUCAUGAGGUUGUUCAAUGCCAGACAUUUAUUUGUUUAAAAUCUAUCACUUCAUGGUUUCAUUUCAGAGAGAGAAAUAAGGAUGUUUUUCCUGCUAAAUGCUAAAUAUCCACCUCACUCUCAGAGGAAUCAGUAGUGCAGCUAGGUCUUACACAGUCUAAUGU